Messenger RNA from Lachancea mirantina, 1962 nucleotides. The record is from the annotation of a GenBank genome assembly. NCBI's taxonomy places the organism in Eukaryota, Fungi, Ascomycota, Saccharomycetes, Saccharomycetales, Saccharomycetaceae.
AUGGGUAACACCGGUUCGAAACAGUCGUCGAAGAGCAAGACGAAGUCAUCUGAACGUCCGCCGAAUUUUACCAGGACAGACACGUCUCAGUCUGUCAAAAGUGGGCGUUCUUUACGAUCGGCAAUCUCGAGGCGAUCGCAGUCAUCUUCAGUGGCAGACACGCCAGGAACACCGGGACAAGGAUCAAAUGACGCAGAAGGUACACCGCAGGCAUCGCAGGCGCCUCAGGCGUUUUCGGGUGUUUUUGGAUCUGGAAGUAAACGUGAUUCACUAGCACAGCCGCCCCUUUCCAAGAGAGGCAGUAGCGCUAGCGUUUUACAAGACUCAAACGUUCCACCGUCCCCUUCGCUCGGGAGAUCGAUACACCGAUCUUCUAGUUCUGGCGGUGAUUUGCCACCUUCAAUGAUACAAAUGGAACCGAAAUCGCCAAUUUUGAAAAACGGAACUACGACUGCGAGUCUAAGCCCUGGAGGAUAUUCUAACUACUACGAGAACGCUUUGACGGACGACGACGAUAAUGACGAGAACCAGUCACAUCACCACCGACGUCGCAGCAGCGAAACGCGGCGGCACUUGCAGAAAUCACCAAGCAUUGGGAGCAGGAGCAAUAGUGUUGCUAGUACUCGCAAAAAAAGUGGGAACGGUGGAAUGCAUUUGGAACUCCCAGAUGGCGCUUCUCCUUCUCAAGUGAGUCGUUCUUCGUCGCAUUCAUCCGCCGGUACACACAGCAGAAAAUCCUCGUUUGCAAGUAGCAUGGGAAAUUCUAUCUACAGCACACCGAUGAAUUCGCCAGGACUUUUGAGAAAUCAAUCUGGUGACUAUUUCGGUGAAAAUUCAACAAACGGGACUGAAGGUGCCAAACCUCAUCAUUCGGGUUCUAGGAGCGAUUCGAUAGAAGAAUAUCCGCAUGACGUACCUCACGGGCUAGACGUAGACGAUGACGGGACCGAAUCUCUAUCUACCAAAAAUACCAAAAGGAAGAAAUCAAUAAAGCCUCUUGAUAUUGAUGAAACCAUACAAAAGCUACUGGAUGCUGGAUAUUCCGGAAAGCGAACAAAAAAUGUGUGUUUGAAAAAUUCCGAAAUAGCGCAAAUAUGUUAUCAGGCUCGCGAAAUGUUCUUAGCGCAACCUUCACUUCUUGAGUUAUCGCCACCCGUUAAAAUUUUAGGAGACGUUCAUGGUCAAUAUGCCGAUUUGCUGCGGUUAUUCACCAAAUGCGGCUUCCCUCCGUCAGCGAAUUACCUAUUUUUGGGUGAUUAUGUCGAUAGAGGUAAACAGUCUCUGGAAACGAUCUUACUACUUCUCUGUUACAAGAUCAAAUAUCCAGAAAAUUUCUUUUUGCUGAGAGGCAAUCAUGAAUGUGCCAAUGUAACGAGAGUCUAUGGGUUUUACGAUGAAUGCAAGCGUCGUUGCAAUAUCAGAACAUGGAAAAUCUUUAUUGACACUUUUAAUACUCUACCACUAGCGGCCAUUGUCGCGGGCAAAAUUUUUUGUGUGCAUGGUGGGUUAUCGCCAGUUCUGAAUUCCAUGGAUGAGAUUAGGCAUGUUAGUCGACCCACUGACGUCCCGGACUUUGGUCUGAUUAAUGACCUUCUGUGGUCUGACCCGACCGACUCUCCGAAUGAAUGGGAAGAUAAUGAACGAGGAGUGAGCUACUGUUACAAUAAGGUUGCCAUCAACAAGUUUCUGAACAAAUUCGGAUUUGAUCUAGUUUGCCGAGCGCAUAUGGUGGUAGAGGAUGGUUACGAAUUUUUUAACGAUCGAAGUCUUGUGACUGUAUUUUCUGCUCCAAACUACUGUGGUGAAUUCGAUAACUGGGGUGCUGUCAUGAGUGUUAGUGAGGGACUACUCUGCAGCUUUGAGCUGCUAGAUCCUUUGGACAGCUCAGCAUUGAAACAAGUCAUGAAAAAGGGAAGACAAGAAAGGAAGCUUGCCAACCAGCAGCAACAAACGCAAGAGUAA